This is a messenger RNA of Strongylocentrotus purpuratus (purple sea urchin), 2996 nucleotides long. Its product is annotated as chloride transport protein 6-like. Gene Ontology annotation, biological process: transmembrane transport; chloride transport. Gene Ontology annotation, cellular component: lysosomal membrane; intracellular membrane-bounded organelle. The transcript is spliced from 22 exons. Gene Ontology annotation, molecular function: voltage-gated chloride channel activity. The record is from RefSeq and is a predicted model, not a curated record. NCBI's taxonomy places the organism in Eukaryota, Metazoa, Echinodermata, Echinoidea, Camarodonta, Strongylocentrotidae. The coding region runs from base 80 to 2671 and encodes 863 amino acids.
UUGAACUUUGGUGUUUUGGUGUGAUCGCCUCGACUAAAAAGGCGAGAAAACUCAGAAAACAUUAAGAAAACUUCAUGAAAUGUCUCGUAGACCUCAUAAUUGUUGCCUGACAUCGUGUUUUAGAUGUUGCCAAAAACCAAGAAGAAUAGGAGAUGAAGAACUAGAAUCUGUAGCAUCCAGCCAACAUGGACAUCACCAUCUGCAUUUACCCACAAAAGACUAUGAUAGUCUCGACUAUGAUACGUGCUAUAGUCAAAUCCAUACUGAUAUGUUGGAGGCUAAGACGUCUUGGGCGAGUCAACAUCUUGAAGUCUUCCGAUGGAUCAUGACGGCUGCCAUUGGCAUCUUGACAGGAUUGGUAGCUGUAUUUAUCAACUACUUUGUCGGAUUGCUGAGCAACUUGAAACUGGGAACAGUUGAUAAUUACUUGGGUGAUUGUUCCAAGUACAGCUGCCUUGGUGUCCCUCUCAUGAUCCUUCUAGCUUUCAACAUGACCUUUGUUCUCAUAGCGAGCCUGUUGGUGGCACUCGAGCCAAUCGCUGGUGGAUCUGGUAUACCCGAGAUCAAGUGUUAUCUGAAUGGUGUCAAGGUGCCACAUGUAGUCCGACUGAAGACACUGGUGUCCAAGGCUGUAGGGGUACUCUUUAGUGUGGCAGGAGGUAUAUUUGUUGGAAAAGAAGGGCCGAUGAUUCACAGUGGUGCGAUUGUUGGAGCAGGUAUCCCACAAUUCCAAAGCAUCACAUUCCGCAAGUUCAACUUCAACUUUCCAUAUUUUAGAACUGAUAGAGAUAAAAGAGACUUUGUUUCAGGCGGAGCAGCAGCAGGGGUAGCAGCUGCCUUUGGGUCACCUAUAGGGGGCGUUCUGUUCAGCUUGGAAGAAGGUUCAUCGUUUUGGAACCAAGCGUUGACUUGGAGAACAUUUUUCUGUGCGAUGUGUGCCACUUUUGCUCUCAAUUUCCUCAUGUCUGGAAUCAACCUCGGGGAGUGGGGCGGACUCAGCCAGCCGGGACUUAUCGACUUUGGAUUAUUCAAGUGUGGUUCAGGGAAAUGCAAUUUGUGGACGGCAUUUGAUUUGCUCAUCUUCAUCGCUAUGGGCUUUGUUGGCGGGCUGUUGGGGGCGCUCUUCAACGCCAUCAAUACCUUCAUCACGGUGUGUCGUCUGCAGAAUCCAAUUAUGAGACGUAAAGUUGCUAGGGUUUUGGAGGCAGUCCUUGUUGCCUUGGUUACAACUCUUGUCGCUUUUCUUGCUGCCAUGACGAUGGGACAGUGUAAGCUGCUUCCAGCAUCGAAUUCGACAUCACCUGCUGAGAUCGGCUCCUCUGUGAGGACUUAUUUCUGCCCUGAAGGUUAUUACAAUGACAUGGCCACCCUCUUCUUCAACCCCCAGGAGGAAGCCAUCAAGCAACUCUUCCACCAGGAGGGUACUUUUAGCCUUCAGUCCCUCGGGCUGUUCUUCAUGUAUUUCUUCUUCCUGUCCUGUUGGACGUACGGAUCAGCAGUACCCAGUGGACUAUUUGUACCUUGCUUGCUGUGCGGAGCUGCCUAUGGGCGCUUUGUAGGAAAUGCAUUGAAAAGUUACUUAUCCUACACAAGGAUCUACUCGGGAACCUUUGCACUGGUUGGGUCUGCGGCUUUCCUCGGGGGUGUGGUUCGUAUGACGAUCAGCCUAACGGUCAUCAUGAUUGAGUCUACCAAUGAGAUCAGCUAUGGUCUUCCAAUCAUGGUCACACUCAUGGUUGCCAAGUGGUCAGGGGAUCUCUUCAACCAAGGUCUCUAUGACAUCCAUAUCAAGCUCAGAGGGGUGCCACUCCUAGAAUGGGAGACCAACAGAAAAAUUGAAAGACUUCGCGCCCAUGAUGUCAUGGAGCCUGACCUGGUCUACAUCUACCCCCACACCCGCGUCCACUCACUGAUCAAUAUCCUACGAACCACCACCCAUCAUGCCUUCCCUGUCGUCACGGAAACAGCACCCAGGCUAAAGGUCAAGAGGUCAGCUGAUGCAGUGACGAGCAGGAACAUGAUGUUCAAGAAUGCAACUCUGACGAGGGCGGGAGAAAGGAAGCUGAGGGGCCAGUCUGUCCUCAUGAGUGGCGUCCCUCAGACCAAUGAACUCUCUGUGACCUCUGGAAGACGACGGUUUCACUCAGAAUCAGGUGAUGCCACUCCUAGCUCUACCUCUGAUCAACCCACUGAGGACUCUAAUCCUGGAUCUGCUGCUGAGAAUGAUCAGGUUUUCCAGGAUGAAUAUCGACCUUUGACCUUCCAUGGUCUUCUACUCCGAGACCACUUGGUGACCCUCCUGCAGCAUGGGGCGUGCUAUCCUGAAAAUGUCUCUAGUUCAUGCCAGCCUCACGUUACCUAUGAAGAUAUGGUAGCCAGGUACCCAAGAUAUUUAGACAUCUACGACAUUGAUGUCACUAACAUCAAUGCAAACAAGAUAGUGGAUGUCAGCAAGUACAUGACGACGUGCCCGUACACCGUUUACCCGGACACACCCGCCCCCAAGGUCUUCAAUCUCUUCCGCACCAUGGGACUGAGACACCUGCCCGUCGUCAACUGCUUUGGAGAGAUCUUGGGAAUCAUCACCAGGCACAAUCUUACAGAGGAAUUCUUGGAGGAAAAGGAAGAAGAACUUCAUCAUAGAUCAACGAGAAGUCCAGUACUUGAGUAAAGAUUGCGUCAACUCCACUUCAAUAUCUUGCUAAAUUUCCUAUAUCCUUUAUAAUAUUAUGUGCCAUAUAAUAGUCUACUUAAAAUAUAAAUGUAUAAUUGUGUGCUAUAUAUUAUUUUCCUACAACAACCUACAUGUAUUUAAAUGAGUGAAUUAGAUUUAACACACAUUUCAAUGGGAUAUCAGUGAACUUGUAUUUAUGACGGUUUCAUGAAACGAUGCCCUGAACUCAUUUUAGAGGAAGAAGUGAAAGACGAAUAUGUAAUUAAAUAAUCCCUGCAUGAAAUGACCCAUUACUUUACACAUAUUCAUUGGGUACAUGUUA